Molecule: messenger RNA, 637 nt
Organism: Saccoglossus kowalevskii
Lineage: Eukaryota; Metazoa; Hemichordata; Enteropneusta; Harrimaniidae
Source: RefSeq, a predicted model, not a curated record
CACUGCGACUGUCUUGUUUUGAUGCUGGAACUGAAAUAUGGCACUAUAGAAGGAAUUCGGGAAGAUGAUGGAUAUGUAUUCAAAGGUAUUCCAUAUGCAAAGCCACCUAUAGGUAAUUUAAGGUGGAAGCCGACAAGCAGCUUGACUGAAGACGACUAUUGGACUGACUACCGAAAAACUGAUCAGUUUGGUUCCAUGUGCAUGCAGAGAAACAUGCUGACUUAUGAGGCUGAAGGGAGUGAAGACUGCUUAUACAUUAAUGUCUGGACCCCAACUGUUAACAACAGAAGUAAUCUACCAGUGAUGGUAUACAUACAUGGUGGUGAUUUAGUUGCAUUGAGUGGUAAUGUACCAGGAUAUUCACCCACUACAAAACUAGCAGUUGAAACCAAUAUGGUACAUGUAUCUUUCAAUUAUCGAUUGAAUGCAUUUGGAUACUUAGCACUGGAAUCAUUUUCCAGACAAUCUGAGAGUGGUAAGUCCGGAAACUAUGGACUGUGGGAUCAGCUUGAAGCUUUGAGAUGGAUUCAGCAAAAUAUACAGCAGUUUGGUGGCAAUCCAGGUCAUGUGACUGUUUACGGCCAUAGUUCUGGUGCUACUAGUGUAUUUGCUUUAUUAGGUACCUCAUUGUCUAAUG